Molecule: messenger RNA, 2496 nt
Organism: Colletotrichum orchidophilum
Lineage: Eukaryota; Fungi; Ascomycota; Sordariomycetes; Glomerellales; Glomerellaceae
Exons: 2
Molecular function (GO): crossover junction DNA endonuclease activity; 5'-flap endonuclease activity
Source: RefSeq, a predicted model, not a curated record
GGCUCAUACUCAUGUCUCAACCAUAGCAUUUAUCGUGAACUUGGGCCAGGCAAGAGAAUAUCCCUUUCCAAGCUGGCCACGGAGAAACUCGAAAGCACAAGCCGGCCGUUGCGGAUUGCCAUUGACAUUGCCAUCUGGCAGUUCCAAACACAAGCCGCACGAGGUAGCGUCAACUCUGCGCCCGACCCCGUCUCUUUAGAGCUGACAAACUUCCUCAGGCGGAACGAAUCCUGCAAUAAGGACUCUGUUUUAUCGCCUAGUGCGACUCCUAAACCUUGGGUCAUUCGCCUCUUUGGGUUCCCAGUACAUGACGCACCGGGAGAAGCAGAGGCCGAAUGCGCUCUCCUACAACAACAGGAUAUCGUCGACGCAGUCCUAAGCGAAGAUGUCGACACAAUCAUGUUUGGCUGCACUCGAACUCUGCGAAACUGGACGUCAGAGGGGACUCGCGGGGCCAAGACGCCCACCCACGUCAGCAUGUACGAUGUCGACGAUUUGUUGCUUGCUGAAACGGGCCUCGAUCGAGAGGGCAUGGUGUUGGUCGCACUGAUGAGUGGAGGCGACUACAUACCGGAGGGUGUACCCGGGUGUGGCGUCAAGGUGGCCUGCGAAGCGGCAAAGGCUGGUUUCGGCAAGUCGAUCUGUCGCUUGAAAAUCGACGAUGAUAUGCAAUUUGAGCAGUGGAGGGAGACGUUACGACACGAACUGCGCACCAACGAGAGCGGCUUCUUCAGGGUCCGGCAUAAAGCCUUGUCCAUCCCGGAUGAGUUUCCGAGUCGCCAAGUGCUGAGGCAUUAUACCCACCCGGUUGUCUCAACUGUCGCUAACAUAAACAAGUUGAAGGCGGGUCUCGAUUGGAGUCGCCCGAUUGACGUGCGAGGCCUCCGGUACUUUGCCGAGGAGACGCUCGACUGGGUGAAUAGAAUCGGUGCCACCAAACUCACUCGGGUUUUGUCUCCUGGAGUGCUCGUUCACAAGUUGCUAGAGAGGCACCUUUCCGACCAGGCGAGCAACCAGACAGCAAGGGAGAUGGGCGAGGAAGAAUCGGAACUGAUCAAACGUAUAACCGGAACUCGACGCCAUCACAGCACCGAUGGCAUUCAAGAGUUGCGUGUAGCACACAUCCCGACUGACAUAGUCGGUCUUGACCUUUCACUGGAGCUAGAAGAAGCUGAAGAAGUGCCAUUUGAUCGUCAGGGUCUCGGGCUCAAUAGUGACGACGAGUUCGAAGCCGCCAUCGACGGCGAGGGAGAUCCAGCGAGCAGCCAAGUCCCGUCAAAGAGCACAUUCGAUCCAUAUUCCGCUCAGCUGAUUUGGCUGCCCGAGUCGCUCGUCAAGCUGGGCGCACCUCUGACUGUCGAGGACUGGGAGGAGAAGCAGCGCUCCAAGGCGGGCGGUCGUGUGUCUAGCAAGGCCAAGAGCGCCGGUAAGGUUAUCAGUAAGAGGAAGUCUACCAAAGCCGCCCCAGCCGAAGCCGGCGCUCUUGAUAAGUGGAUGCAAAUCACAAAGGGCACAACGUCGGCCAAGGCCGGCGCAGCAUCGCAACAUCACGUAGACGACGAAGACGUCCUCCCGUUAACCCUUCCACCUCGGCCACCUAUUCUGAGACCUGAUCCAUCAAAGACAACGGCAACGUUUCCAACCUUCUCGUCGCAACGACCGAGCCCCUUGCCGAGAUCAACCAACCGAAGUAAGCAAUCCAGGUCCAACGGGAAAGUGUCUGCCGCCGCGGAACCGACCGCGCACAGUAACCCCUGGGCAUACGCUGGCUCACAACAUAUGCCUAGGAUCACCAAGUCUCGGCAGCCCGCAGAGCCGAUUCUCCUGUCAUCUAGCCCCGUGCGCGUUUCGCCUGCGCCUGCUCGUUCGUCGCUGAGCCCGCCGCGUCCAGCUUCACCUCAGCACAUUAUUGACUUGUCCGGCCUCGAUGGAACGCCCUUCGUCGAGCCCACCCGGGCAACUAAAAAGUCGGACGUGCCUGCCAUGCCUGCACCUCGUCUCUCUCAAAUCUCCGGGGAACCUCGGCCGACAGAGGGUCCAUCACCAGUAUUGCCCACCACUCCGUCGAGGAGCCAGCGGGGUUUGAAGCAAACCCGCAUGGAGUCAUUUGUGACUGGCACCACGAGGCAAACGGAACAGGGAAGUAACCAGAGGCAGCCGGGGAUCCAGAGCCACAUUCGCUCGGUACCAUCCACUUCCACUAGCCAGACUGUCAAUGCCAGGUCCAGUUUGAAUCUCCGAACGACCAAAGCCGCAGUUUCUUGGAUAGACUCUGACGAUGAUUUUGCGCCGGAGCCCGAAGCAAAAGCUUCGAGAGAGGCCAGGAAAAGAAUGGUGCCACGGACAAGCGUCAGCGGAUUCUUCCGCGUGGUCGAAGUGAGCGACGAGGAGGGGAUAGCCGGAUCAAAGGUGACGGCAUCGAAGCGCUUAACAAAGGGCACUUGGAGACAGAGCGAGAUUUCCAUCAUAGAUCUCACAGGAGACGACGAACAAUGA